AUGACACGUUUUCCUGUGACAAUACAUAACUUUGUUAAAAAUGUACAUUAUCAACUUCAAUUUGAAGAAAUAAGGGCGCUACAGAUCCACCAUUUAACAAGACAAAUGACAGAUGAAGAUUUCAAAAAUGAUCUUUAUUAUUUAGCUAUUACAGAAGAUGGGAGUGUCCAGUCAACUAAUUUGGUCACAGUAUUCCAAAAACUUAAGAGCUGUUACAGUACAAAGCCAGUAACAGUUUUUAUUAGUUCUGAAGAAAUAUCUCUUGGGAAACCUUUUAAACAGCAGUAUUGUGAUGACAAGCUCAUUGUUAUGAUAAAUGGUUCAAUUCAAAUAGAUUUAGAUUGUAUAUCCUUUCCAAUUACAUGGGUAUAUAUAAAAAAACAGAUAUAUGAAAAACUAUCCAAUAAUUCGAUUAUUUUGAAUUUUGAUGAUUUAUCAAUAUGUAAUAAUUGGAAAAAGAAAAAAGGUUGUAUUGAUAAUGAUGAUUGUAUUCGUUUUUUAACUAAUGAAUUGCGAGAAUACGGACAAACGACCAUAUAUGUAGAAACAGUUAGCAAAAAUAAUAAGAAAACAGAUAGAGAAAUCAAGAAUAUAAUCCCUCAAAAUCAACAUAUUAUUGGGAGUAAUUUAAAUAAUAUAAUGAAAGGACUAGAAAGGUUAGAGGAAAGUAUUGCACAUAUUACAACAGAUGAUGUUUUUAUAGACAUCCCGUUAAAGAAUGAGGAAUUGUUUGAAUUUUAUGAUAAAAUUAAGACAGAAAAACAAUUAAUUGAUCUAAAACAUUCUUAUGAAAAAUAUCAACAAUGGUUAACAUUAUAUGGUAAUGAUGAGGAUAGGAUUGAAUCAUAUUUAAUUAGUCACAAUGAGAAGUAUAAUUCAUUAAUACAAAGUUCUAAUAAUAUUUUAAAAAAUACAUUAACUAGAGAAACUGCUAUUGCAACUUCUGAUAUAUAUAAUAAUAAUAAUAAUAUAAAUAUUAAUAGUAGCAAACUACUUUCAUCACCAUAUAAUAUCCCAAAUGUCGUAAAGGGUUUCAUCAAUUUAAAAAUAUUCGUAUUAGAUUUAAAUGUUUGUUUUAAAUUUACUAAUGAACAAGACAUUUCAUUACCAUCUGGAUUAUCUUUAGAAUUUGAUUAUAGACUUGAACAACGAGAUGAAAAUGGAAAUAAAAUUGGUAAUGACUUGAUUCAAAAAACAUAUUGUAUAGAUUUAAUUCAUGGAUUUGGUGUUAAUGUUACAAGGACAUUUACUAGAUUUAAACAUGAAUUAGGUACAAAGUUCCACAUUCAAGAUAUUGAAAAUGCAAGAAUUGUUAAGAAGGAUACGUAUACUAAUGAUAAUAGUGACAAUAAAAACAGUGACAAUAAUAAUAAUAAUAAUAAUAAAAGGUAUUGUAUAUUGGUGUUAGAGAUUAUUUUAAAGAAGAGCAUGAUGAUAAACCAGUAA
This is a messenger RNA of Arxiozyma heterogenica, 1446 nucleotides long. It is a transcript of the gene ATG34, whose product is annotated as Atg34p. The coding region runs from base 1 to 1446 and encodes 481 amino acids. NCBI's taxonomy places the organism in Eukaryota, Fungi, Ascomycota, Saccharomycetes, Saccharomycetales, Saccharomycetaceae. The transcript has a single exon. The record is from RefSeq and is a predicted model, not a curated record.